UGACGCGACCCGCGGCACAAGGUUGGCUCGGCUCCCUCCCCUCGCCCGUAUAUAAAAUAGACAAGACGCGCAUCACCGCCAGAAACACUCUCCAUCCCCGUCUCUGGCCGUUGCCUUCUCCGUCCCCGGCGAGCUCACCGCGAAUCGGAUCCGCGGACCAGGCGAGAGGGAAGAGAUGGGGCUCACGUUCACGAAGCUGUUCAGCCGGCUGUUCGCCAAGAAGGAGAUGAGGAUCCUCAUGGUGGGGCUCGACGCCGCCGGAAAGACCACCAUCCUCUACAAGCUCAAACUCGGCGAGAUCGUGACCACCAUCCCCACCAUCGGAUUCAAUGUUGAAACCGUGGAGUACAAGAACAUCAGCUUCACUGUCUGGGAUGUUGGGGGUCAGGACAAGAUCAGGCCUCUGUGGAGGCAUUACUUCCAGAACACGCAGGGUCUCAUCUUUGUUGUGGACAGUAACGAUAGGGACCGUGUUGUUGAAGCGAGGGACGAGCUCCACAGAAUGCUGAAUGAGGAUGAGUUACGUGAAGCUGUGUUGCUUGUGUUUGCUAACAAGCAAGAUCUUCCAAAUGCCAUGAAUGCUGCUGAGAUUACUGAUAAGCUUGGACUGCACUCACUUCGUCAGCGUCACUGGUACAUUCAAAGCACCUGUGCUACAACUGGUGAGGGAUUGUAUGAAGGCCUGGACUGGCUGUCCAGCAACAUUGCCAGCAAGUCCUAAAUUUUCACGAGAUUUGGAUCAGCUAAGAGCUUUUGGAUGAUGAUGUUGUUGGGUAUAUUUAGGGAUGUUUUGUCAUUCCAGUAUGUAAGAUGUAUUUCCUGAGCUCAAUAGUUAUUGAGCUUUGGUUAAGAUUUCACAGUUGAAUUGUUUCUGUGAUUUAAGCCUUGUGAUGUUUCUGAACUAAACAGCUAAAGAGAGUUCCGUUGAAUUAAUCAGCUGGGGAAUGCGUGCCAGUAUUCAGUAUCA
Molecule: messenger RNA, 967 nt
Organism: Phragmites australis (common reed)
Lineage: Eukaryota; Viridiplantae; Streptophyta; Magnoliopsida; Poales; Poaceae
Product: ADP-ribosylation factor-like
Exons: 7
Coding region: 176-721 (181 amino acids)
Biological process (GO): vesicle-mediated transport; intracellular protein transport
Cellular component (GO): cytoplasm
Molecular function (GO): GTP binding; GTPase activity
Source: RefSeq, a predicted model, not a curated record